Lutzomyia longipalpis is the source of this 5448-nucleotide messenger RNA. RefSeq names its product epidermal growth factor receptor substrate 15-like 1 (gene Eps-15). Gene Ontology annotation, biological process: endosomal transport; endocytosis. NCBI's taxonomy places the organism in Eukaryota, Metazoa, Arthropoda, Insecta, Diptera, Psychodidae. The transcript is spliced from 7 exons. The coding region runs from base 143 to 2485 and encodes 780 amino acids. Gene Ontology annotation, cellular component: cytoplasm; clathrin coat of coated pit; plasma membrane. The record is from RefSeq and is a predicted model, not a curated record. Gene Ontology annotation, molecular function: cadherin binding; calcium ion binding.
UUUUCAGGGACGCUCUAAUGAGCUAAAAAAUUACUAUUUUGUUUGUAUUUUUCGGGAGUGAUUUUUCGUGCCAUUUUCAGGUGUGUGGGGCGUGUUAAUUAGUAUUUUAAGUGGCGCGAGCGUGUGCUGAGAGUCCUCAGAGAUGAAUGAGCCAAUUAAUUUGGCAAAGGUUGCUGGGAAGUAUGGGGCAAUCUAUGAGGCAUACUACAACAAAGCCAACCCCAAGGGAACACCCGGAAUUGGGGCCAUGGAAGCUGCGACCUUCCUCAAGAAAUCCACCCUCAGUGACGUUGUCCUGAGUCGAAUAUGGGACUUGUCGGAUCCCCAGGGGAGGGGCUUUCUCGAUAAGAAUGGCUUCUACACAGCCCUGAAGCUCGUUGCCCUUGCUCAGGAGGGUGAAACGAUUGCAAUGAAGAACAUUUACAUGGAAACACGGAAUCCUCCGAAAGUUGGUGACAUCCCCAAGAUCCCACCGCAGGUGCCUCCACCGGCAGCCUCAAUGCUCAAUCCUGGAUCCGUCGAGUGGGCCAUGAGUGCCGUGGAUGAGGCAAAAUACAAGAAAACCUUCAAUUCCCUUCAUCCGGAGAAUGGCCUUCUGCCGGGGAAUAAGGUCAAGGGUGUUCUCUUGGAGUCAAAACUCCCCAUGGAUACACUCGGCAAGAUCUGGGAUCUAGCGGAUCAGGACAAGGAUGGGAGUUUGGAUGUCUACGAAUUCAGUGUGGCGAUGCACCUUGUUUACCACGCUCUGCAGAAGCGUCACAUUCCAGCUGCACUUCCAAAGGCUCUCCAGAAGAAUGCCAUAAAGUCCACACCGGCUCCACCCACACCACCCGAGGAGCCGGAACUCUUUGCGGAAUUCCCCACGGAUCUUGCUCCACCACCGGCAGUGCCAGCGCAGAUCAUUCCACAGGUCCCCGUGGCUCUGUCAAAUCUCAAUUUGCUUUCGGAUGAGCCACCAAAGGUGCCGGAAGUGGAUUGGGUGAUUACGGUGGAGGAGAAGAGGAAUUUCGAUAUGAUUUUCAAGCGGAGCGACUUGGACAACGAUGAUUUGGUGUCUGGACUUGAGAUUAAGGAUAUUUUCCUGCAGUCGGGUGUGUCUCAGGCCUGUCUGGCCCACAUUUGGGCACUGUGUGAUACAAAGCAGACGGGUAAGCUGAAUUCGGAGCAAUUUGCCCUGGCUCUGUGGCUGGUGGAGCGGAAAAAGAAGGGUAUCGAUCCACCGAGUGUGCUCCCACCCAAUAUGGUGCCGCCGAGUAUGAGGGGGGCAGAAGCCGUGGAAGCCCCGGCGAUGGUGCCGUCAAAAACCCCGGAGCCGACUUACUCAAAUCCCGAACUGAAGAUGAUGGCGGAGGAGAUUGAGAAGAUUGUUACGGAACGGCGGGCCCUUGAGCGGGAGAUGUCUCAGCGGGCAGCGGAUAUUGUGAUUAAGACGGGUGAGAUAAGGAGUCUGCAGAAGGAGAUGGACACUUUAACGGCAACACUGAAGCAGCUGGAGCACCAGAAGGUGGAAGCUCAGAAGCGCCUCAAUGAUUUGCAGGAUCAAGUGAAGAAGAUUAAUGAGCAGUGCGUGAAGCAGGAGGAAACGAUUAAGGAGCAGGAAGCUGAGGUGAAUGCACGACGGUCACAGUUGCAGAGCCUCAAGGAUGAGGAGAUGAAUCUGUCGAAGGAGUAUGACCAAAAUACCAAAGAACUCGAGGGUUUAACCCUCCAACUCCAGGAUACUCAAUUGCAAAUCAGUCAGAUGAAGGCAAUGAUUACGCAGCUGCAGGAGAGUCAGCGACAGAUGCGAGAUGCCCUUGAUUCCUGCAAUUCUGCCAUUGAGUCUGGGGAUCCGGAUAUUGUGUCUGAUUACUAUCUCAAACUCAAUCCGGACUUCCGUGAGGUUAGGGAGCAAAUGGAGACAGAGAGUAAGCCCAAGGAGUCCCCGCCGGUUUCCACAUCAUACUCAUUUGAUAACAAAUUCGAAGAUGAUCCCUUCAAACCCAAGACGGAUGAUUCUUGGGGCGAUCAUCCAUCAGGAUUCGAUGAUAGCUUCGAUACACCCUUUAAUGGGCAAUCAAAGGGGCAUAGUGACGCCUUUGGGGAUGCCUUCGGCGGGACAGGAAACACAAAUUCAGCCCCAACGGCGGGAAGUGAGACGAAAGAUAAAUUCGACGAGGAUCCUUUUGCAAUUCUGCACGCACCCACGACGGGUGGGGCACCGAAUUUGCACACAAACAUUGCACCAAGCUCACAAAUGGCAUACAGAUCAACUUCACCCAUUCCAGCGCUGCCACCUAAGAAGUCAAAGCAGCCACCACCGAGACCAGCACCACCUAAAUCAAUUCAGACUAAAGUGAAACAAUUCGAGUCAGAAUCAAAUGAUUUCGCGAAUUUCGCUGACUUCAAUAAGCACGUCAACGAUUUUAGCGAUGAUCCAUUCAAAAAUUAUCGCUAUGAAGAUCCAUUCCAUAUUGCUGAUCCUUUUGGGGAGGAUGUGAAGUGAUUGAUGAGAGAAAUCAGUGUCAAAAAAAAAUCCCAUGUUAUUCAUUUCUUGUGCUGAAGAAGUAAAAUAUACACAAAACACAUACAAAAAUACAGCGGAAUGAUUCAAAGAUUCAUCUCUGUGCUCAAGAGGUCAUACAGGUCGCAAAUUUGCGAGAAAACGGUAAGAAUUUUCAAUAAUGCAAAAGUCAUUUUCAUUCACCUUAUUUUAUGGAAUAUUCAGCGUUUAUUUUUUUUCAAUUUUUACAGUAUAUAAUAUUCUUCAAUGUUCCAUCAUCUUUUUUUUUAAUAUAAACAAAUUCAAAAUGAACUUGAAUUUUUUUCACAUCUUUCUGGUACAGAUAUGUUUUCCGUAGCAGAGUUAUUUAUUAAACUCUUUUUUUUUUGUUUCUCUAAAUGUUACAAAUAUGUUUUUUAUUACAUUUUUCAUAUUACGCUUUUACUAAACUUACUAAAAAAAUGAAUUUAGUUACAAAUUGACAUAAUUUAAGGAUUCACAUAAUUUUUUCUUUUAAUUUAUCUUAUACAAUGGAGUUGUCCGGAUAUUAGGAAAAUGAACUUUUAUUUUCUCUUUAAAUAUUAUUUUUUAUAGUGAAAUAAAGAUUAUCUAUUGAAAUUCCUAUGUUAAAAGCUUCUUCCCUACUAUUUCCUAUUUUAUUUUUAUUUUUUAUAAUUAAUAAAUAUUUAUAUAAUAAUAUAAUUUUUACAAUGGAUAAAAGAAAUAUAAGCAAUAAACCGCUUGAAGAGCCAACUUAUACAAAUGUGAAUUUUAGCGGUAGUUGGAAAAUUAUUUAAAAGUGUAUCAUGAGAAAAACUUCAUAGCCGUGGCGUCAUAUGUGGAAAGCAUUCCAGAUUCUUUGGGGGUUGGAACAGGUUCAUUCUCAUUUCUCCAUUUUUUUUUGAUUAUUUUUUUUAAUAGUUAAUUUUCAGUUAAUAUGAGACUUUAUGAGUUGUUAAAAAACUAGUCCAAAAUGCAGGAUUUUAGAUUAUACAGAGAAUAAUUUUGAUUUAGCUAAAUUGGACGGGUUUUACACUUGAAACUACGUUUUGGGCUUUCCGUUCGAGGCUUUCGAUUUUGAAGAAGAAAAAUUAGAGAUAUCAUUAAAGUUAAUGUUAGCGUCUUAAUUUCCUAAUAUAUUCAUUAUAAAUUCAUAGAAUAUUGCUUUUAUUUAGUUAAGUUUAACAAAUUGAAUUAAUUUACAAAAGGUUUCAAGUCUUAGGGAGUUAUCACACUUGAGCUCUAAGCGCUUGAUGCUUAAGAUUUUACAUGUGACAAAACGAGAAAAAAUACCGUUGUUUUCUCUUUCGUACUCACAUAGAGGUUAUGAUGCUCAAGCACUUGGAGCUUAAGUGUGAUAGCCCCGUUAGAAUGGCUUAAAUCGUAAAGAUUCUUCUAAAGAAAAUGUUUUAAAGUGAUUUGAAAUAAAUUCAUUUUGCGAAGGUUUUUUUGAGCUUGUUUUCUUAAUAUUUAAGUAUUAAAUAUUCUGAAAUAUUUUUUUUAUCCAAUUUUAAAAUUUAAAAAAGGAUUUUGAAAAAUAAAGAGAUAGUUUUAAACUCUGAUAAAUUCAGUGAAAAUUUUCAGUUAAAAAAAUCUGAAAAGAAUAACAUUCUUGGAAGAGAUAUUUAAGAAUUAUUUAAAGAAAAACAAAUAUUUCUAAAUAGGUAAAGACUUUCAGGAGAAUUUACUUCGAAAGAUUGCUCCUGAAAUACAUAAAUCAAGCUUCUAAUUAAUGACUAAUUCUUAUAAUUUCAAAUUAAUCUCUUUGACCCUGGAAAGCUUAAAAGCUUUCACAAAAAUUAAUUUCUAGAAUUUCCUUAAAAUUUUUAAAAGUUCUAGCACAAAAUUCUCAAUUAAUUUUAAACGUAAAUCGAAAGCCAAAAACGAUUAAAGAUAGUUCUUUGGUUCAAUUUUAUCUUCCUUUUUCUUCAAUAACUGGCAGCGUGAAUUAUUAACUAAUAUAUUUAGUAAAAAAAAUGUGUGCAGCAAAAAGGAAAAGUAGAGAAUGAAUCUACUGGUUCCGGUUGUUUGUUUUUUGGAAAUUGCUUUACAAUAUGCGAGAAAAUUAUGUGUAAUAUAUUUUAUAUUUUUUUUUAUCAAAUGGUUAUUAAAAUGUUUAUUUUAAAAGAGAUAGAGAGAGAGAGAGUUACUUCGAAAAGUGCAAUCGCAGUAUUUUUUUUUACGCUUCUUUUUAAUGCAUUAGCGAUUGGAGGUUUUAAAGAAAAUGAAGAUGGGUUUUUUUUACAAAAGAAAUUAGGUAAUAAUGGGAUGAGCUUUGAAUGGGAAAAGCAAAAGCCUAAAUAAGAAAAUGAGAAAUGAGCUUUUAUAUAGAAGAAAGCUUUACUUUUAGUGUGUGGGGGUGUGUGUAUUAUAUAGAUGUGUAUACAGUGUGUUUUUAUGGGUGUAUUUCUGUCUGUGAGUACGGGGAAAACAAAUAUUUAAAAAAAACGAAACAAAAUAAAGGGAAAUAAAGUUUAAAAAAAGCUUUAACAAGUUUGAAUAGAAAAUUAAAUAUAAUAAAAUUAGAGUACUUACAGAAGAGAUACAUUUUAAUGUGGAAGAUGUAUAUUGUCUCGUCGUAAAAUAUAUAUAGUACAAUAUAUAUAGAGUACGGUAGUUUCGUAAAGAAAAGAAAGCUUCUUAGUCGUUCAUGCAGAUAUUUAGAUAUCUUUAAAAUAAAGUAAAUAUAAAAAAUUAAAAAUAAGAAAAAUUCAUAGUUUUAUAAAAUUAUUUAACAAAAAUUGAAAUUAGUUUAUCGUUUUUUUUGGUUUUCUUAUUGUAAAAUCAUUUUUAAACAUAACAAAAAGAAUAUAUACCUCUGUAUUUUAUGUAAAUUCAUGUAAGACUUAUUAUGUUUUUUUUCCUAGAGAAUUGUUUCCCAAAAAAAGUAUAUAGGAGAGUAUUUUUUUCCUUGAUUUGUUGUUUUUAAUGUUUCUUUUUGGAGUGUGUAAAAAUUGAAAAAAACU